UAUAUAUAUAUAACCGACAUUUGGAACUUGCUAUUCAAUUUCAAACCCUAACAUUAGUCUUUCUCAAAAAUUUCCUUUCACCUUUCGGAUUUCAAUUUUCAACAGCAACUUAGCUAAUAGAUGGCAGCUAAACCCCUGACUAACGAAGCAAUUGCGCUCACCGAGAAGAAAAUGGAUAUGACAUUAGAUGAAAUCAUUAAAAUGUCAAAGAGUGAUGGUACAAAGCCUAAGAGAGUUUCGAAUCGAGGUCAAAAAUUUGUUGACUAUGCUGCUCGAGAUAAAUCUUCCAAAUCCCGGACGUUUAUGGACACACGAUCAUCUCUUAGACAGGGAGCUCUUGCUCGAAGGAGGUCAAACUUUCAGGGGAACCAAAACUUUCAGGGAAACCAGUUCCCUUUGGCAACGGAGGCUGCUAGAAAGGCUGCUGUUGCUCCAAUUCGCAACAGACCUUUUAAUCGAGGCAGACAAUUCAAUGUGCACAAACCAAGCUUUGGGGGCCAGGCUGUCAAAAAGGUUGCUGCUAAUGGAGGUGGCUUUACUGUGAAGAAGCCAUUGCAACAAGGCAAUGUAAUGCCGAAGAAGAAGCCUACUCAAACCCUAGACUCUCGUUUUGCUAACAUGAAGGAGCAAAGGAUGAAGGGAUUAUCUCAACAGAAUAAUGGACAGAGAAAUGGCGGUGGCCAAGCUGGAGUGCCAUGGGCAAGAAAUCGUCUUCGCAAUUGAUAGUAUCGAUACUCGAUAAUCUGUUACGGCAAAUUCUACAUUUAGUCUUUGAAGUCUGUUUACUGGUACAAUCUUUUAUAUUCAAUGGUAUUUGUACAGCUUUUUCAUUGUGAUUUCGGAAAAUGUGACAAGUAAAAUUUGUUGUAAUUUGCAAACGGAUGUUCUCUGAUUUACGAGAAUUUGGUUUUCAUAUAAUCUACGCGCAACUCCCUUCAGGUUCGG
This is a messenger RNA of Erythranthe guttata (spotted monkey flower), 945 nucleotides long. RefSeq lists its product as uncharacterized. NCBI's taxonomy places the organism in Eukaryota, Viridiplantae, Streptophyta, Magnoliopsida, Lamiales, Phrymaceae. The record is from RefSeq and is a predicted model, not a curated record.